This is a messenger RNA of Trichosurus vulpecula (common brushtail), 2693 nucleotides long. Its product is annotated as zinc finger protein 260-like. Gene Ontology annotation, biological process: regulation of transcription by RNA polymerase II. The coding region runs from base 3 to 2339 and encodes 778 amino acids. NCBI's taxonomy places the organism in Eukaryota, Metazoa, Chordata, Mammalia, Diprotodontia, Phalangeridae. The record is from RefSeq and is a predicted model, not a curated record. Gene Ontology annotation, molecular function: RNA polymerase II cis-regulatory region sequence-specific DNA binding; DNA-binding transcription factor activity. The transcript has a single exon.
CGAUGAGCCUGGAAAUGAAGGAAGCUGCUACAGAGCUAAGCCUUUCUGUGGCAGAAACUCCCAAGCAACGAUUCAUGAGUGAUGGUCCCUUUGCCUUCAAUUGGAGAGAAGUCUGCAAAACACCUGAGAGUAUCCAAACUAGAGAGAAACCGUAUGACUAUAAUCAAUGUGAGAAGGCUUUUAGAGAGAAGGGAUGUCUUAUUGCUCAUCACAGAACACACACUGCAGAGAAACCUUAUCAAUGUAAUCAAUGUGGAAAGACUUUUAGAGAUAAGCGCAGUCUUGUUAUACAUAGUAGAAUCCACACUGGAGAAAAACCUUAUGAAUGUAAUCACUGUGGAAAGACUUUUACUGAUAACCGAAAUCUGGGUAGACACAGAAAAAUCCAUACUGGAGAGAAACCUUAUGAAUGUAAUGAAUGUGGAAAGAGUUUUAGAGAUAAGCACAGUCUUGUUUUACAUAGUAGAAUCCACACUGGAGAAAAACCUUAUGAAUGUAAUCAAUGUGGAAAGACUUUUAGAGUGAUUGCUUCUCUUAAUUUACAUCAGAGAACACACACUGGAGAGAAACCUUAUGAAUGUAGUCAAUGUGGAAAGACUUUCAUAGAUAAGCGCAGUCUUGUUUCACAUAGUAGAAUCCACACUGGAGAGAAACCUCAUGAAUGUAAUCAAUGUGGAAAGACUUUUGCAAGGAAACUUAGUCUUGUUAAACAUAGAAGAAUCCACACUGGAGAGAAACCUUAUGAAUGUAAUCAAUGUGGAAAGACUUUUAGAGUGAAGGCUUCUCUUAUUACACAUCAGACAAUGCACACUGGAGAGAAACCUUAUGAGUGUAAUCAAUGUGGAAAGGCUUUCAGACUUAGGAAGUCUCUUCGUGAACAUCAGAGAACACACACUGGAGAGAAACCUUAUGAAUGUAAUCAAUGUGGAAAAGCUUUUCAAUGCAGGGAAAGUCUUAUUACACAUCAGAGAAUCCAUACUGGAGAGAAACCUUAUGAAUGUAAUCAAUGUGGAAAGACUUUUACAUGGAAAAUUAGUCUUGCUAAACAUAGAAGAAUCCACACUGGAGAGAAGCCUUAUGAAUGUAAUCAAUGUGGAAAAGCUUUUCAAUGCAGGGAGAGUCUUAUUACACAUCAGAGAAUCCACACUGGAGAGAAACCUUAUGAAUGUAAUCAAUGUGGAAAGACUUUUACAUGGAAACUUAGUCUUGUUAAACAUAGAAGAAUCCACACUGGAGAGAAGCCUUAUGAAUGUAAUCAAUGUGGAAAAACUCUUCAAUGCAGGGAGAGUCUUAUUACACAUCAGAGAAUCCACACUGGAGAGAAACCUUAUGAAUGUAAUCAAUGUGGAAAGGCUUUCAGACGUAGGAAGUCUCUUGGUAAACAUCAGAGAACACACACUGGAGAGAAACCUUAUGAAUGUAAUCAAUGUGGAAAAGCUUUUCAAUGCAGGGAAAGUCUUGUUACACAUCAGAGAAUCCACACUGGAGAGAAACCUUAUGAAUGUAAUCAAUGUGGAAAGACUUUUACAUGGAAAAAUAGUCUUGUUAAACAUGAAAGAAUCCACACAGGAGAGAAACCUUAUGAAUGUAAGCAAUGUGAAAAGGCUUUUGCAGAGAAAGUCAGUCUUGUUAUACAUGAAAGAAUCCACACUGGAGAGAAACCUUAUGAAUGUAUGCAAUGUGGAAAGACUUUUACUGAUAAGCGGAGUCUUGUUAAACAUAGAAGAAUCCACACUGGAGAGAAACCUUAUGAAUGUAGUCAAUGUGGAAAGACUUUUACAUGGAAAAUUAGUCUUGUUAAGCAUAGUAGAAUCCACACUGGAGAGAACCCUUAUGAAUGUAAUCAAUGUGGAAAGACUUUCAGUUGUAGGAAGUCUCUUUGUGAACAUCAGAAGAUGCACACUGGAGAGAAACCUUAUAAAUGUAAUCAGUGUGGAAAGACUUUUACAUGGAAAAAUAGUCUUGUUACACAUGAAAGAAUCCACACUGGAGAGAGACCCUAUGAAUGUAAUCAGUGUGGAAAGGCUUUUAUAACAAACACUACUCUUAUUCAACAUGAGAGGAUCCACACUGGAGAGAAACCUUAUGAAUGUAAGCAAUGUGGAAAGACUUUUAUAGGGAAAUAUGGUCUUGUUGUACAUGAAAGAAUCCACACUGGAGAGAAACCUUAUGAAUGUAAGCAAUGUGGAAAGGCUUUUGCACAGAAAGUCAGUCUUGUUAGCCAUGAAAGAAUCCACACAGGAGAGAAACCUUAUAAAUGUAUGCAAUGUGGAAAGGCUUUUACUGAUAAGCGGAGUCUUGUUAAACAUAGAAGAAUUCACACUGGAGAGAAACUGUAAGAAUGUAGUCAGUGCAGAAAGACUUUUACAUGUAAGCGCAGUCUUGUUAAACAUAGAGCAAUCCACACUGGAGAAAUGCCUUAUAUAUGUAAUCAAUGUGGAAAUGGUUUUACACAGAGAAUUGGUGUUUGUUAUUGCUCAUCAGAGACCCCACACUGGUGAGAAACCUUUUGAGUGUACCCAGUGUAGAAAGGCUUUUAAACAGAAGGCCUCUUUUACUAAACAUCAGAGAAUCCACACUGGAGAGAAAUGUUAUGAAUGUACCCAGUGUGGAUAGGCUUUUAAACAGAAGUUCCCUUUUACUGAACGUAAGAGAAGAGACCUUAUGAGUAUACCCAGUACAGAAAGGCUUUU